Penicillium nucicola is the source of this 387-nucleotide messenger RNA. RefSeq names its product nuclear transport factor 2 family protein. The record is from RefSeq and is a predicted model, not a curated record. The coding region runs from base 1 to 387 and encodes 128 amino acids. NCBI's taxonomy places the organism in Eukaryota, Fungi, Ascomycota, Eurotiomycetes, Eurotiales, Aspergillaceae. The transcript has a single exon.
AUGCCACCGAUCCACGAACGCAUUCGCGAAGAACUUCUCCACAAGGAGCGCGCCCUCUGGACGGCCCUCACAUCUGCCGAUCCACCACCGGCCGUCUUCAAACUCAGCAACCCAGAAGCCAAUUUUAUGUUUCCCAAAAUGGAAAUCCUCACACUGCAAGACGAGGAAACCUUUAAGAAAGCCCUGCGCCCGCCCUUCCACCGGUUCGACGGAUACCAGUUUGAAGAAGUACGAACCAUCAUUGUGGAUUUGAUGGCCGGCGUCGUGACAUACAAGAUUCGGGCUGUCCGAGGGAAGAGAGAAUACACCGCGACGGGAUCAACAACUUGGAGUCAAGGUUCUGAUGGCGAGUGGACGAUUGCUUGCCACAGUGAAACUUUGCUGUAA